AUGAAGAAAGGUGGAGAAUUAUUGAUCAACGAUAUGGAGGAGAUAAGAGAAAUAAUCAGGGGUGAUCUACAACGGAGUCCCGUAACAGGAAGACUAGAGCCUUACUACCCAAACUGGAAACGUAACUUAUUCCGAUAUUUCAUAACCACGCCAAUCAUCUGCACAUGUCUUGGACUCGUGUUCCUCUCGAUGCUUGCCAUAUUUGAGCUCCAGGAAUGGGUGAAUGGAAAAAUUGCCCAAGGGGAAUACCCCGCUUUUCUUCGUUUCAUUCCAAAGAUCUUACUCGCUGUUUCAAUUGGAAUCCAGGAUGAUAUUUAUAAGAGGAUUGCCACUUGGUUGAAUGAUUUAGAGAACUACAGAUUAGAUGAGACAUAUGAAAAUCAUCUUGUUAUCAAACUAGUUUUGUUUCAGUUUGUCAAUUCCUUCCUGUCGCUAUUCUACAUUGGGUUCUAUCUUAGAGACAUGGACCGUCUCAAGGAGCAACUGGCGACACUUCUUAUAACACGUCAAGUGAUCGGCAACAUCAACGAAGCUCUUGUUUCGUACAUAUUCUACAAAUUAAAAAUCUACAAAAUCGGCUAUGACAUGACAGCGACGAUGAUUCCAGACACAUUAGAUAAACAAAUGAAAGAAAUGACCAGCUGCAGGAGGAAGAACAGUAGAAGUAAUAGCUCAAGUGAGGAUAAAUGUAGUGAAAGUAAUUCCAGUGUAACUGAUACAUCUAUUGAGCACACUCCCCCUAAAGACAAGGAUAGUGAUUGUGAAGAUGAGAUUGAUGUUAAACAAAGUGGGCCACAGCUUAUGCAGGCCGAAGUAGAAAGUGCAAUGAAAAAGUAUGAAGAUACAUUUGAAGACUUUAUGGAGAUGUUUAUUCAGUUUGGUUACGUCGUCCUCUUCUCGUCUGCAUUCCCAUUGGCCGCUUUGUGUGCAUUGCUCAACAACAUCAUUGAGAUUCGUAGCGAUGCCUUUAAGCUUUGCAUGAACUUUCAACGUCCAUUUGGCGAGAGGGUUUCCAGUAUUGGAAUAUGGGAGGACCUGUUGGGUAUUAUGGGAGUAAUAGCAAUAGGUGUGAAUUGUUGUCUCAUUGGAAUAUCAGACCUUGUCCCCCGUAUGGUGCCACAGCUAUCUACCACUGAAGUGCUAGUGUUUAUAGUCAUUUUAGAGAAGGCAAGAUGGGAGUUCCAGCGGAGAGAGGCUCUGAAGAGGCUUGCCGCUCAGACAACCAGUCCACCCCCAUUACAGAACAAAAAUGCACCAAAUUUAAUCAAAAAUAAAUCAAACGACCCAAACACGAACAAUCAUGUCUCAAAUUCUGAAGGAAGUUCUCUCGGUGGCUCAACUAUGACUUCUCCCAUCACUCCAACGUCAAAAUCAGUCAUAGUGCCUUCACCGACUAAUCCAGCUACUUCAAAACUAGCGACAUCUAGUGGUGCAAAUGGAACAUCAAAGAUGGCGCCACAUGGUACAGUUGUGACGGCAGCGAAAACUCAUGAAGGAUCACCACUCCGACCAAAUAGUUUAUCAAAGAAUGGAAGUAGCAUAUCACCCCCUAGGGUUACAAUGGGGGUACCCCCUAAGCCCCCUCCUCGGACAUCCCUAGUAAGCACCAUCUCUAAGUAAAGCAUUUUCUAACAAACAAGCUUAGGAUGAAUUACAUCAUUGUGUCGUAAAAUGCAAAAUAUACUGAAAAAAGGAAUCAAAGAGGAAUAAACUGAAUAGACACAUAAUAAAUACUCUUAUAUAGAAAUGUAAGAAAAUCAGACACUUUAUUCAAAUUUUAGAGAGAAAUGAGAGGAAUUAGAAUAAAGUAAACCGGCAUGAAGGUAACACUCUAAAUUAUAUGAAAUUGCAAGAAAAUCAGACACUUUAUUCAAAUUUUAGAGAGAAAUUGAGUGAAAUAAGCAUGAGCAGACGGAUGGCAUCUCAAUCAGUCUGAUGUGACUCUAAGUCUUUUUGUGAGAGUCCAAGUAUUUUUAUAAUCAGAAUAAUAGGUGGUGCUGAAUUUU
Messenger RNA from Owenia fusiformis, 2006 nucleotides. Lineage: Eukaryota; Metazoa; Annelida; Polychaeta; Sabellida; Oweniidae. The record is from the annotation of a GenBank genome assembly.